This is a messenger RNA of Perognathus longimembris pacificus (Pacific pocket mouse), 1311 nucleotides long. It is a transcript of the gene Akr1b10, whose product is annotated as aldo-keto reductase family 1 member B10. Gene Ontology annotation, molecular function: aldose reductase (NADPH) activity. The transcript is spliced from 10 exons. The record is from RefSeq and is a predicted model, not a curated record. The coding region runs from base 77 to 1027 and encodes 316 amino acids. Gene Ontology annotation, cellular component: mitochondrion; cytosol. Lineage: Eukaryota; Metazoa; Chordata; Mammalia; Rodentia; Heteromyidae.
CAUAAUUCCCCAGCAUAACUCCUUCACCAGGACACAGACAUCUACCUGCUUGUGCAGAAUCAUUUUUGCACCAACCAUGGCCAACUUUCUGAAGCUCAGGAACGAUGCCAAGAUGCCCAUUGUGGGCUUGGGCACCUGGCAGGCUAGCCCAGGCAAAGUGGAAGAAGCUGUGAAGGUGGCCAUUGAUGCAGGAUAUCGCCACAUCGACUGCGCCUACUUGUAUGAGAAUGAGGCUGAGGUGGGAACAGCCAUUCAAGAAAAGAUUCACGAGAAGGUGGUAAAGCGGGAGGACCUCUUCAUUGUUAGCAAGCUGUGGCCUACCUUCUUUGAAAGAAACCUGGUGAAGAAAGCCUUCCAGAAGACACUCAAGGAUCUGAAGCUGGACUACCUGGACCUCUAUCUUAUUCACUUUCCACAAGGACUGAAGCCUGGGAAGGAGUUCUUCCCCAAAGAUGCUAAUGACCAAUUGAUCAUGUGCAAAGCAACAUUCCUGGAUGCCUGGGAGGUCAUGGAGGAGCUGGUGGAUGAGGGGUUGGUGAAAGCCCUUGGUGUCUCCAACUUCAACCGCUCUCAGAUUGAGCGGCUCCUGAACAAGCCUGGAUUGAAACAUACACCCGUGAACAAUCAGGUCGAAUGUCACCCAUACCUGACUCAGGACAAACUGAUCCAGUACUGCCACUCCAAGGGCAUCAGUGUCACUGCCUAUUGCCCCCUGGGAUCUCCAGAGAGACCUUGGGCCAAUCCAGGGGACCCUUCACUGCUGGAAGAUUCCAGGAUUAAGGAGAUUGCCGUAAAGCACAAGAAAAGUGUAGCCCAGGUUCUGCUCCGCUUCCAUGUCCAGAGGAAUGUUGCGGUGAUCCCCAAAUCCGUGACGCCAGCACGCAUAAUUGAGAACUUGAAGGUCUUCGACUUCACAUUGAGUAAUGAGGAGAUGGCCACCAUCCUCAGCUUCAACAGGAACUGGAGGGCCUGUUCUUUGUCUCUGUUUUCUCAUUUGAGUGAAUAUCCCUUCCAUGACGAAUACUGAAGCUGAAUGGCUUUGAGGUUGUCUCAUGGGCUACCUCUCUCUGCUGAAGUGGAAUUUUCUGCCUCUGACUAUAAUUUUAGCAAAGGCUAUCUGAAAACAUACACUGUACCUGGCUUUCUUGUUGGCCAGAAUUUGGUGUUAGGUCCUUGGAGAGCCAUGACUGACCAGCACAGGGACAGAUACAAGCAACACAUUUUUCCCCCACUUAUUUGAUUUGAUUAAAUGCUUGUUGAAUACCAGCGACUCAGCAUACAACGAUGAACAUAAUGAAAAUUAUGAAACUA